AUGGUCGGGGCGAUGGUGACGACGUCGAGCGAUGGAUUGUUCGGCCCGCCGCGACCUCGAGGUGUGACGCUGGAGGAACGGUCGACGCGAUUGAUGACGGCGCGCGAGUUGGAGGCGAUGGGGCGCGCGGGCGCGAGAUCGAGGCGAUUCCAGCGCGAGCUCGAAGAGAGACGGCAACGAGGAGAUGUUCACGUCGUGAAUCCGGUGAUUGCGCUCGAAGAGGCGGCGGAGAAAGCGGCCGAGGCGGCCGAGGCGGCGCUUGCGGUCGAUUCCGCGGCGGACUUGGGCGGUUUUUUUGACUUUUUCACCGACUGGGCGAAGAAGCUGAAGAAGCUCACUGGUAAGUUAUGGCGACGACACGUCGCGAAGUACGUCAAGCACAUCGCGAGCGCGGCGAAUACGGUUUACGAGAACGCGCAAUUGAAAAACGUCAUCACGGAUAUAAGCGAAGGAGUCGGUGACGCGGCCAACUUUGUCAAGGACAGCGCGACUUCGGCGUAUUACAAUUACGGCAACCUGGUUGUGAGACACUUUGAAGCGACGUGCGAAGUGGCUGGAUGUGAUUCGAUCGUCAACAAAGUCGCAGAUCUUGGGGAAACUUGCGCAAAACAAGUCUCAGCGGGCGCAAUCGACGCGUUUGAGAGCGCCUCGGGCGCUUUGGAUGAAAUGUAUGAUCAGACCUCUGGUUUUCUCAACGACGCCGUCGACGUGAUCGAGGAGCAAGUCGAUCAGAUUGUCGAUGUUAUCGGCGACGUCAUCGCGAUUCUCAAGUUAUUGUUCGGUGGUCUAGAGUGCUUGGCAUCUCAGGACCUACUUUUUGACUUCGCAAAGGAACUCUCGAAGGCACAGAGUAAAGACUCGAUUUCAUCCAUGUUGAAAAACAUACGCGAGGAAACAAAGGGUGGUGGUUUGAACAAGUACUUGAAUCAAAUGGACGAUACCCUUUGCCACGCAACGUGGACAAGGCUGUUCCCAAACGUCAAUUUGGUGGCUAACGCGUUCCAAUCAUUUGCUAUUGCCCUCAGGGAAGCCUGUCCGGCGAUAGGUAAGGCUGGGAAUUUACCGGCGUUUACGUUUGGUAUCGACGUUGGCGCAGAUGUCACUGGUUUCGGCUCUGUAAAGGGUGUUUCCACUGAAGUUGGCGUGGGUCUCGACCUCAACGGCCGACAAUUCUGCUACGCCGCAGGAUGCGUCAAGUCCAGUGGCAUUGCGGUCUCACUACCUGGUGCAGCUGGAAGCGCCGCCAUAGUACUCACGGGCUAUAAGGACAUUGCUUCUGUUCCUGGUCGCGCCGAGUUCUUAACGCUCGGGUUUGGUAUCGACAUUCCAUCCCCACUGCCCCCACUGGAUUUCGACAUCGCUCUCACUUACGUGUACGUGGACCCGUCGAUGGCAAACUUUGCCGGUGUGUCGAUUUCGUACACCGUAGGCAGCGAUGGUGGCGCCCCUAACUUGCCAAUAACGCUCGAGAUAUCUCAGGGCUUCUGCGAGGCGAUAUGUAUCGAAAAAUAUGGCGGUGAUUGUGGCAGCAGUGAAGGUGCCUUUCUCGGCACCCAUCUGCAUCCGUCGAACUCCUCGUGGGAACCGUUCGCGUUGCUCGGGAAGCCGACGCCGUUUUAUAUGGAUGAUGAUACGGCGAAGUGCUACCUGAAUCGUUACGCGGACAUCUUCAAAAAGUUUGGCACUGACCUUGAGGCGGCAAAAAAGCAUUUCCAUGAUGUGGGACAGCACGAAGGCCGCAUCGCGCACUGCUCCAUCUCUGACGCAGAUUUGAAGUGCUACUUAGCACGUUAUGAAGAUUUACCGUGGAGUCAACCGAACGAUGGCCGCACACACUUUUUCAAGAAGGGCUGGAUGGAAGGUCGAACUGUGAAAUGUGCGGGAGACGUUGAUCGAUAUAAGUACAACUUUGAUGACGCCGAGCUCAUGUAUGAUUACGACGCUGUUUGUUACAUUGACAACUAUGAUGAUGUACGAAAGGCGUUUGGUUUUGACUUGACCAAAGCCAAGACCCAUUACUUCAUAAAAGGCGCAUCGGAAAAGCGUAAGCCAAUCUGCACGCGCGAGCCCGUCAUUGACAAUUUGGAUGCGAUGUGUUUCGCUUCAAACUUCUGGGAUAUUCACCGAUAUUUUGGUCAGUAUGCGGGUCGUGUCUCUCAAUCGACCGAUAUUGCAAAUAUUAAGACGUUUAUGCGCGUGCACCACAAACAAGAAGCGCGCAAAAAGCUCAGCAAGUGUGAACGAGUUGCCCCAGCGGACUUCCGGUGCUAUUUAGAACGCUAUCCCGAAGUUCCUCGGUCGCAUGCUAACGAUAUCGAAGCCGCGCGGACACACUGGUUACACAGUGGCUGGAAAGAAGGAAAGAAUCCCAAGUGUGAUUCUCGUCCUCACUUUUACAGGCAUGCUAUGAAAGAUAAGCAUUGGCCUCACAUCCGUGACGACGAUGCCCAAUGCUAUCUCGAUCGAUAUCCAGAUAUUGCGAAGAAGUACAAUCAUCUUACCGGAAAGUCCAAACUGGAUCACGCCAAGAUUCACUACCUCCGCCUUGGUCGGCGAUUCCGAAGAGAUCCAACGUGUGCGGGUCCGCACGAAGCUACGAAAUGUUACAUUGCUCGAUACGACGACGUGCGCAAAGCUUACAUGCAACACAAAUCUCUAGCCAAGGCGGCGGAGCAUAUGCGCACGAUUGGCGUCCAAGAAGAGCGUGAGACGCGCUGCGCACUUUCAAAUGAUGAUCUUCGCUGCUACAUGGCUCGUUAUCCUCACUUGAAGACAAAGUUCGACGGUGAUACGGCGUUAGCGCGGGAGCAUUUUUUCUCUGAAGGAUUUAUGCAAGGCGAUGAUCCAAAGUGUGAACUCACCAAGUUUCACAAGACUUUUACCGGUGACAGAAUUCAUGGAAAUCUCGACUGGACGCUCAACGGCGAACGCGGGCUUAAGAAAUGCCAGGAUGACUGUCUCGCGAACCCGAAGUGCGUGGGCAUCAGCUACGUAUCCGGUCGGUGCCACACAAAAGGCACGCACUCGUCGUACGACGUCGUGGCUCCACCAGAGCGCCGCGAUCAGUUUUACUGGAGAAACGUCAAAGGUUUUUUCCCCGACGGCAACGGUGAUCGACAAGGCGGUAUCAUCGGCAGUCCCCACACGAAACACGUCGCGGGCGUCGAGGCGUGCGCGCAGCUCUGUCGGGACGACAAAGCGUGCGUCGGCUUUUCGUUUCACUCCAACGGUCUCUGUCAACUCAAAGCCUGGUCCGGGCUCACCCACGACUGGCACGCCAACGGCUGGCAAUUUUACCGUAAAAUCGCGUGA
Ostreococcus tauri is the source of this 3312-nucleotide messenger RNA. RefSeq names its product unnamed product. NCBI's taxonomy places the organism in Eukaryota, Viridiplantae, Chlorophyta, Mamiellophyceae, Mamiellales, Bathycoccaceae. The record is from RefSeq and is a predicted model, not a curated record. Bases 1 to 3312 code for a protein of 1103 amino acids. The transcript has a single exon.